ACAUAAGCCUUUGGACAAUUAUUGCUAUUGUAAGAUUUACGUAACUGCUCAGAGGACAUACCUGAAAAAGCGGAGUUUAGUUAAUUAGAGGCACAAAAUGCUGGGUCGCUUGGGCAAAAGGCAUAUGGAGAUUGCAGCGUCUUUCGCGUCGACGGCGGUAGGAUACGGCGGCGCCGCGUUCCUCACGAUGCUCUACUUCACCGACUGGAAGGUGUUCGUCGCCAAUAUUCCUUAUUACCGUGGCAAGUUCAAAGAAAUCGAAGAAGAAAAGUAAAAUGGACCUCAUCACAUAUUUAUUCUUUUAAAGUGUGGUUUCGUUUACUUUUGUUUAAGUAUGUAUUAUAAGUCAUAGUUGAAGUGAGCA
Manduca sexta (tobacco hornworm) is the source of this 364-nucleotide messenger RNA. It is a transcript of the gene Uqcr11, whose product is annotated as cytochrome b-c1 complex subunit 10. Gene Ontology annotation, biological process: mitochondrial electron transport, ubiquinol to cytochrome c. Gene Ontology annotation, cellular component: mitochondrial inner membrane. The coding region runs from base 98 to 274 and encodes 58 amino acids. The record is from RefSeq and is a predicted model, not a curated record. The transcript has a single exon. Lineage: Eukaryota; Metazoa; Arthropoda; Insecta; Lepidoptera; Sphingidae.